GUCUUUUCUUCCUUUCGUUUUUAUCCAAUUUCAAUUUCCCGUUAUUUUCUCCCUAUAAAUUCAAUCCACCAUCACGGGCAUUACCUACCUCCACCAUUAUCUCACUCCGAAAUGGACAUCAAUGGCGUUAGAAAUUUCCGUCAUUGGAAAUCUCCUCACUCCGGUUCCGAUCCUUUUCUCGGUCAUUUCACUUUCUCUACCUCUUCCUCUGACGAUCACUCUGGCGAUGAGCUCACCGAAGCCGACCUCUUCUGGAGCGGUGAAAAUGGAAUUACUGACUCGGACGAGUCGACUAGGUAUCCGUACUCUUCUCAUUCACAUCGAAGCUUAGGGUUUCGCCGAAGGGAGAAGUCUGGAAUCCUUGCUGCGCUUCCUGAUCAUGAUUGCGUGAACGGAUUUAAGACGCCGUUGCGUGCGAUUCCGAAGGCUCCUCAGCGUGUAUCUGGUGAAUUGAUUCAGUCAAGUCCAUGCCAGAAAUUUCAGCACUCUGCUCCAGUGAAUGUUCCGUCGACGAUGAUGACGAGGAAGAAAGAGAAGAAAUUUGGACAAUUGGAGGAGAGAGAAAGUAGGGAUGGUGAUGGUGAUGAUGAAGAGAUGCUUCCGCCACAUGAAAUUGUUGCGAUGAAGCUGAAUUCGACAUCGUCGGUGCUGGAAGGUGUAGGAAGGACGCUGAAAGGAAGAGAUCUGCGACAAGUCCGCAACGCUGUAUGGCGCCAAACAGGUUUUCUUGACUAAUUUUGGAAGAUUCAGAUUAAUAAUAUGAUCUUAGCUUAAUUAUGAUAUGAGUUUGUUUGUAAAAUGUAAAAUCUCUUUAUUUUUGCCUUAAGGUGUGGAAUUUGGUGAGUGGAAGUUGUUUUUUUGGUUACUUCUUUCAUUAUCACAUGAAAAUUAGAUGUAGCUGAAAAAGGAGAAAAGAGUAUAAAUUAAGAUGAUUAGAUUAGUUUUUUAGGUGAAAAUUGGUGUAUGAAUAACGACUUUUGAGUUGUAUCUUGAUAGAAUUUAGCAUUGUAGAAAUGUAAUUUUCUUUUGUAUAAGAUGAUUUCUGUGAGUGUGACAACUCUUGAAUUAUUUCAACUGUACCGAUUUUGUAUUUGUAACUCAAAAUAAUAACAGAGUAUUUGCAUACUUGAUCUGGAUCAGAUCAUUUGUCUUCAUGAACUUUCACCAAUAAAUGCAUUUUCACUGUCAAAAAUAUAUCAGAGAAAGGUAACAUAAGUCACCAAUUAUCUCUAAA
Amaranthus tricolor (Joseph's coat) is the source of this 1234-nucleotide messenger RNA. RefSeq names its product protein S40-7-like. Lineage: Eukaryota; Viridiplantae; Streptophyta; Magnoliopsida; Caryophyllales; Amaranthaceae. The record is from RefSeq and is a predicted model, not a curated record. The coding region runs from base 112 to 735 and encodes 207 amino acids. The transcript has a single exon.